CCGCCACCCCUCCCGAAAUAUCCCUCCCCCUCCCGCCACCCCUCACCUCUCACCCUCUCUCUCUCUCUGGCGACCAUGGCGACCGAAGCCUAGGUCUUCCCUGCCGCCGGCCGCGCCCCUGGUCCAUCUCGCCGCCGGCCUGCUACCCCGGUGUACCUCGCCGCCGCACGCGAACUUUUAGGGUUUAUGGGUUGGAAUUAGAUUCAACUUUAGUUAAUUUGGUCUGUUAUUAUCCCAGAAGCUGCAAUGGCGGAAAUUGAAAAGCUGAAUAUCCAGAAAGCUACAUCAAGUGAUUACUGGAGUUUGGCCAGCAACCUGUAUCCAUCUGGUAAAUUUCCUAAGGUAUCAAUUGGCAUCCCAAUUCCAAGGCCAGGUUCUGUAUCAAGAAGCAGAGAUGCUGCUACUGUCCCUGCAUUCGAGAGGAACCCGUCUCAGGGAACUGAUGGAAGAUCUAGACCCCUGAAAGGUUAUAGUGCUUCAUUCCGGGUCUCACAAGAAGCUGCAGACCAUGGCGGAUCUGCUACAGAGGCACCCGAAGCCGCCCCUGUUAAGGCUUCUCUAUCACAACCUGAUGACCAUGCACGUGAGCAAACCGGAACCUUUUCCUUUGGAACAAGAAAAGAACAAGACAGCCAGCUUGACCAACUGCAAGAGACGCCCUUCGUGAAUUCACAAGGAAAGCGCCAAGUGGAAUCUGCAGAUAAAACCAAACCCAACAGCGAAGUUCUCAGGAUGAAGCUGUGGGAGAUCCUUGGUACAUCACAAACCAAGCAGACUGUUGCUUCACCAAACCCUGAAGACAAUGAGACACCUAACCAACCUAAAAGUUUAACUGCCAAUGGACCAUCUUCAGGGAACAAGAAGGUCUACACAUCACCUUUUCCUGAUAAUAUCAAGACACCUGAUCUGCUGAACUGUCAAACAGCUACCUAUGCAAAGAGUAAACCAUCCUCUGAUCCAAUUGAGUCAGAUUCGGGUACUCCACAAGUAGUUGAAAUAAGGCCUGUUACUCGCACCUUGGGUCGCAAGAAAGCACCAGCAGCCUCCAAGAAGCAGGAUAAGAGCCAGAGUGCAAAGAAACCGUUGUCUACUUCAUGUUCUGCACCCAAAAAGAAAACACUGGACAAUGUAUUUAUUUUUGAUGAGAAAUGCACAUCCAAAACUGCGGGGAAAUCUGCAAUUGGUAACUCUGGCUGCUUGAGAAAUCUUAGAAGCUCAAAUAGGAAGGCUAAAGUAGAGCUUAAGAAGGUCCAUUGUUCUGACAUGAUUUCUGACAAGAUCACACCGGAUGAUAGGGGAGGACAGCUAUCUUCUAGAAAUGCACCAUCAGAGAAUAAAGGAGAGAAAACCACCUCCUUUUCUUCUUUGUCACGAACUGGGAAAACUGCUGAGAGCUGUUCUAGAAGCCCUACAAGGGAGAAACGGAUGAAUGGAAUGGCUAAAGUUGGGCCUCAGAAGAUGCAGUUUUCAGAAAAGUUGCUGCCCACGACACUGAAUGCAGAUGAAGAUAAGCUCUCUUCUCAGAAUAUUUCAUCAAAGAGCAAGGAAAAUUAUUCUUCAUUGCUGCACCGCAAGGAGAAUGCUAAUUUGAGCAAAGCUUCAGACAGAAGCCCCCAGGCACAUAAAGCAGCGGGAAAUAAUUUUAACUCGCCACCAUCUGGUACUGCUAGUGCAUCACCUGAACCGAAAAUGUACCCAUGGGACAAUGAGGCAAAUCCCCAGGUAAAUUGUAAACUCGGAGAGAAGUUUGCCAGUCCAUUGGCAGACAGAUUCAGAGACAUGCGAGAUGACUUUGUGAGUCCUACUUUUGCAACUAAUGUAAAUGGCUACCGCGAUGGAAGUGAAAUGCUACAUGAUGACACAUACAGCCCCAAGUAUCCAAAAAGUAACAGGUCAAGAUCAAGUUCCUAUGCUUCUGAUCCAGGGUCUGAGCCAUUGGACGGGAUGGAUAAAACCGAUGAGUUACGUAACAGUGGAUCUCCUAAUUCUCCAGAAGAAAGCGAGGACAAAAAACAACCAAUUCUUUCACCCAUUCCGCGAACUGAAGAUGAAAUGGCUCAAAUUUCUAUUCCAAGCUUUGGGAAAGGAUAUAAAUCUCGCAAAUGGCUUUCAGAUGUAGACAGCCCUGAUAGAUCUCCUCCAGAAAAUCUGGAUAGGAAAUCACAUCUAAAAGAGGUUCAUUCAGGAACACAAGAAACUAUAAUGUCAGACAAAGAACCAGUGCAAUGCCCAGAUGACUACCUAACCAGGGCUUUUGAUCAGUUACUGGUGGUGCUGGGAAGGUUUCAAACCAAGAUCAAGUCUGAAACAAGAAACAAAAGUUCUCAGAUACUGGCAGGUACUGGAGAGAUAAUACGCCAGCACCUCGAGGGAGUUGAGGUGCAGAUGCAGGAUGAUGUGGAUAAGCUGGUCAAUGCAGGGAAAUCUAAAAGAAAGCGACUAGAAUCAACAUUUGAAGAGCAACAAGAACUGUUAAGGGUUCUUCAUGAGAAGUUUAAGGAGGAGGUUAAUCAGCAGUUGCUUGGUUGCAAGAACUCUCUUGAGGAAUUUGAAGCCUAUCAUGCAGAGCUGAAGGGAGUAGCUGACAAGCAAAAAGCAUCACACAAGAAGCUCCUCCAACAUGCUGAGAGAACAGUUGCUUCUCAGCUCAACGAUGCUGAAAUCAAAAUCUCGGAGGUUCAGAAGAGAGCCCGGAAGAAGAUGAAUGGCCUAAAACACGUGCUCAAGGAGCUCAUCACCGAAACUGCAGAUUGAUCAAGUUAACCUCGCUACACAAGUAGAUAGAUAGCUAAGGCGAAACCAGUAGGGCACCACGUCACAAACAGGUCCACGGCUCCAUUUUACAAAGGGUAUAGAAGGACGGUGCCAGAACGCAUUUAGAGUUCUUUUGCUUACAGUUGCAGUUUGAACUAUGCCUUAGUACGAGCCUAUAUCCGUAAUUCUCCGUAGCAUCGUUUGACCUUCUCUACUAUUUUGAGUCGGUGACUCACUAACUUACCACCCAUUCAGGUGCGCACUAGUGUCUUAAACCAUGACGCAUUUCUUCAAUGAAUCGUGUCCUGACUCGAGUAAUGUAAUGAUCCAGUACAAAAUCAAUCGCAGAUGCUUAAGUUGAAUUUGCUGCCAUGUGAAUGCGAUAAUUAAA
Triticum aestivum (bread wheat) is the source of this 3145-nucleotide messenger RNA. Its product is annotated as meiosis-specific protein PAIR3. The record is from RefSeq and is a predicted model, not a curated record. Gene Ontology annotation, biological process: meiotic cell cycle. NCBI's taxonomy places the organism in Eukaryota, Viridiplantae, Streptophyta, Magnoliopsida, Poales, Poaceae. The coding region runs from base 247 to 2754 and encodes 835 amino acids. The transcript is spliced from 11 exons.